This is a messenger RNA of Bemisia tabaci, 1891 nucleotides long. RefSeq names its product UDP-glucosyltransferase 2. Lineage: Eukaryota; Metazoa; Arthropoda; Insecta; Hemiptera; Aleyrodidae. The record is from RefSeq and is a predicted model, not a curated record. Gene Ontology annotation, molecular function: UDP-glycosyltransferase activity.
CUCUUACGGGUAGGACCAGAGACGGUAGGACUGUAGGAGGAGCCUCGUAGCACGCGUGCUGCAACUGUCGUCCUAGAUAGGAGCGAAACUUGUUUUGUGUCCAUUGCCGAAUCUCCUAAUACAAUUCGGAAUAUUUCAUUCACUCAUGGAGAUUACUGGGAAGAAUCCUUCGACGUUGGCAACACUGUUGGGUACUUACAAAGUCCUCUAGUCCUAUCUACAUGUGCAUCGUACUACGACAAAUUAUACCCAUCCGCGAUUGGUUUGCCGGUUCACUGUGUUUCAGUUUCAUCUGUCGCCGAUUUAAUGCGAGAUAUGAAGGUCACUGUUUUAUUGUCAGCUUUGUGCAUGCUUCGAAGUUGCACCGCGUAUAACAUUCUCGUAUUUUUGCCAAAUCCAAUUUGGAGUCACUAUGUCCAAGUCGAGCAUAUUAUUCAUUCUUUAGGACUGCGUGGUCACAACGUGACGGUUAUGAGUCCGUAUCCGACCAAAAAUGGGACCGAAAACGUUCGACAUUUCUUCCUAGCUCCAGAAACUAGCCCUGCUGCCCUUUUUGGAAACUUGAUAGAGCGUUUCACGGAUGCCCCACAUCCGAUAUUCAGACUCGGUGAACGGAAGCGACGCGCCGAUCAGCAAGUACCGCAGCUUUUCCGAUCGGCCCUCUUCCGUGAUUUAAUCAGCAACGACAACAAAUUCGACCUGAUUUUCACCGAGCUUUUCUUUGGAUUCGAGGCUUUUGUCGCUCUUGGCAACAUCUUUAAUGCUCCUGUCGUCACUUACUCAUCUUAUGGUUAUGAUGGUGAUAUUCUCAGGUACUCCGGCGCUGCAAAUGCAAUCUCAUACCUGUCCAUAAAGUAUCUCCCUUAUGGAGGGCCGAUGAGCCUAAUGCAAAGGCUAGAAAACACUCUACUCCACAUAGCCACAGUGCUGUACACGGAGUACUGGUACUUACCACAUCACGACGCUUUACUGGCCGAAUAUAUUCCCGGACCACUUCCUCGCAUCACGGAUAUGCUUGGGAACGUCUCUCUAUUUUUUCUCACAGCCAACACUGCCUUGGAUGGGGCUAAAGUGUACCCUCCGAACGUCAUCGAAAUAUCCGGAAUACACCUCAAAGAACCGAGACCAUUGGACGAGGAUUUGAAAACAAUAAUGGACACAGCCAAAAAUGGAGUAAUUUUCUUUUGUUUCGGGUCCAUAUUGAAGGCCAGCGAUUUUCGGAGAGAGGCGAUCCACGCAUUUUUAUCAGUAUUUGAGGAGUUGGACCAAACCAUACUGUGGAAAGCAGACUUGAACGCGUCCGAAUGGAACAUCCCGAAAAAUGUUCACAUAAAGGACUGGUUUCCUCAAACUAGUGUUUUGGCCCACCCUAACUGUGUCCUAUUUCUUACGCAUGGGGGUGUGUCAAGCAUGAUGGAGGCGAUCAAACAUGCUGUUCCCGUCGUUGGAAUCCCCUUCUAUGGAGACCAAAUCGUUAAUCUUGCCAAUGCUGAGUAUUUUGGCUAUGGCCUGAGGGUGACUUACAAAAAUCUAAGCCAGCAAUCACUGCGUUGGGCAAUGACUACAGUUUUAGGAGAUUCUAGGUUCAAGGAAAACAUCAGGAAAGCUUCGAAUAUCUUCACCGACAAACCCAUGUCAUCACUAGAAACGGCUUUGUACUGGAUAGAAUAUGUAGCACGCCAUAAAGGUGCACAUCAUUUGAAACCUUUGGCAGCGAAAAUGCCCUGGUAUCAACUUCUCUUAUUGGACGUGAUUAUUGUGUACUUAGGAGCUUUUAUUAUAAUCCUUUGUUUUGUAGUAAAAUUCGUCUCGUUCUUAGUCAAAAAGUCUGCCUUCAAAACUGAAAACUUUAAGAAAAAGAUUAAAUCAAAUUAAUUCAUUUGAUAAAAAA